AUGUCAGCCAAACUGCUCCAGCUCUGCGGAAUGAAACCUUUGCGUCUCGACGGUGAGGCCGUGGUGGAUUUUCUGAUUCACGGGGCUCGUAACGGCACUGACAGAGCCGCCGGACCCCUGCCUGGAUCCACAGUCACGUUACUGCUGCUGUUUAUCUUCCUGCUGCUGGCCAUCAGACAUCACCAGACAGACACGUCUCAUAUACCCGGUCCUUGUUUUCUUCUGGGUCUGGGGCCUCUGUUGUCUUACUGUCGGUUCAUCUGGUGCGGGAUCGGAACAGCCAGCAACUACUACAACUCCAGAUAUGGAGACAUGGUGCGGGUGUGGAUCAACGGUGAGGAGACUCUCAUCCUGAGCAGGUGCUCUGCUGUGUACCAUGUGCUGAAGAGAUCUGUGUACACCUCGCGCUUCGGCAGUAAACUGGGUCUGCAGUGUAUCGGGAUGCACGAACAGGGCAUCAUAUUCAACUCCAAUGUCACACUCUGGAGGAAGAUACGCACCUUCUACGCCAAAGCUCUAACAGGUCCGGGUCUUCAGAGGACUUUGGAGAUCUGUACAUCUUCCACAAACACACACCUGGAUGAUCUGUCUCAGCUGACAGAUGCUCACGGACGGGUGGACAUUCUGAAUUUGCUUCGCUGUAUUGUGGUGGACAUCUCUAACAGACUCUUCCUGGGAGUUUCUCUCGACGAGCGAGAUCUGCUUCAGAAGAUCCAAAACUAUUUCGACACCUGGCAGAGGGUUCUUAUCAAACCUGACGCGUACUUCAGACUGGACUGGCUGCACAGAAAACACACACAUGAAGCUCAGGAGCUGCAGGAUGCCAUCGCGGCACUAAUAGAAAAGAAAAGAUGUCAGCUGUCACAGGCCGAGAAACUCGAGCACCUGGACUUCACUGCAGAGCUGAUAUUCGCUCAGAGUCACGGCGAGCUGAGCGCGGAGAACGUCAGACAGUGUGUGUUGGAGAUGGUGAUCGCGGCUCCAGAUACUCUGUCGGUCAGUUUAUUCUUUAUGCUGCUGUUACUCAAGCAGAAUCCAGACGUCGAGCUGAAGAUCCUGGAGGAAAUACACACCGUUUUAGCUGACAGAAGCCUUCAGCACUCAGAUCUCUCCAGGUUUCAUGUUCUGGAGCGUUUUAUCAACGAGUCUCUUCGGUUUCAUCCGGUCGUGGACUUCACCAUGCGGCGAGCGCUGGCUGAUGAUGUCAUUGAGGGUUACAGAGUGAAGAAAGGGACAAACAUCAUAUUAAACACGGGCCGGAUGCACAGAUCUGAAUUCUUCCCCAAACCAAACCAGUUCAGUCUGGACAACUUCCAGAAAAAUGUGCCGAGUCGUUUCUUUCAACCAUUCGGUUCAGGCCCUCGUUCUUGUGUGGGAAAACACAUCGCCAUGGUGAUGAUGAAGUCGAUUCUGGUGACGCUGUUGUCACGGUUCUCUGUGUGUCCUGUGAAGGGCUGUACUGUUGACAACAUCCCUCAAACCAACAACCUCUCCCAACAGCCGGUGGAGGAGACGCCUUCAGCUCUCAGUGUUCAGCUCAUCCUGAGAAACUCUGUCUGA
This is a messenger RNA of Triplophysa dalaica, 1560 nucleotides long. It is a transcript of the gene cyp19a1a, whose product is annotated as aromatase. The transcript is spliced from 9 exons. The coding region runs from base 1 to 1560 and encodes 519 amino acids. Gene Ontology annotation, molecular function: monooxygenase activity; iron ion binding; heme binding. The record is from RefSeq and is a predicted model, not a curated record. NCBI's taxonomy places the organism in Eukaryota, Metazoa, Chordata, Actinopteri, Cypriniformes, Nemacheilidae.